AACAAUCAUGGUCGACGACAAAAAGCAGCCCGAGGUCCUCCUUGACUUCGCCGACGGCGGCGUGUACAUCAAGCACAAGAUGGAGAACGCCGUCGUGGAGCUCGAGAGACGCCGGAUCACGCGGGACGAGGCGCGCAAGGCCGCCAAGGCGAUGGAGGCGCUCGACGUGCAGAAGCCCGAAAUGAACGCCGAGCACGUCCAGCUGUUGGUCAAGGAGCUCGGGAUCGAAAAGGAGGAGGCGGAGAAGGCGCUCGCGGCGCAGGGAGGCGAUCUCGUCAAGACGCUUGUGGCGCUGACUGCGCCGCCUAGCUAGUGUUGCGACGCUAGUGCGCGAGAUGAGCAGGCGCCCGGGGCAGCGGGUCGGGCGACACGUAGACACCAUGCUCGGUAGACUGUGACAACAUGCAUUAUACACUGUACCCAUGCGAG
Molecule: messenger RNA, 429 nt
Organism: Cutaneotrichosporon oleaginosum
Lineage: Eukaryota; Fungi; Basidiomycota; Tremellomycetes; Trichosporonales; Trichosporonaceae
Source: RefSeq, a predicted model, not a curated record